Molecule: messenger RNA, 2388 nt
Organism: Anopheles funestus (African malaria mosquito)
Lineage: Eukaryota; Metazoa; Arthropoda; Insecta; Diptera; Culicidae
Gene: mIF2
Product: translation initiation factor IF-2, mitochondrial
Exons: 2
Coding region: 212-2305 (697 amino acids)
Biological process (GO): translational initiation
Molecular function (GO): GTPase activity; translation initiation factor activity; GTP binding
Source: RefSeq, a predicted model, not a curated record
CUGGUGAGUAUUUUCACCGGAGCAUACAGUGACAGCUACUUGACAUUUCUCGGCACAGCUGUGUGUGAUUCGGGGUGCCGGCAUGUAAAUAAACAUUUCAUAACAUCCCAUGUUUUCCGAGCGUGCAAAAUAACCGAUGAAAUAGUUGGUAUAAUUCACCAUUCUUUUCACUUUUGAUAAUCUACUCCUGCUAUCAUCAUAAGAGCCACCGAUGUUACAAAUACGAUAUUUAGCUCGAAGAAUAAUUAAAAAUGAAUUGUUGCAAACACGAUUGUGUGCGGUUGGUCCGGUUACAAAUGCUCACCAGCGACAGAUACAGUUUAGUGCAGCACUUAGCAAGCGACGAAAAACGGCCGAGGAGAAGCAUGCGAUCGAAUUUGCACCGAAGAAAAAGAACAAACCGCAAACCGCGGGUGUAGUGGAUAUAUGGCGUAACAUGACCGUAGCGGACCUUGCCCAAUCCUGCCAGCUCGAGCUGGAACACAUUCAGGAGGUGAUGCUGUACGUGAAAGGUGCCGGAAACAUUGAAGGUACGGCACGCCUCGAAGAUCCCAAGGUGAUAAAGGAUAUUGCCGCCAAGUGUGGCUUUAAGACAAAGAUUGUAGCAGCACCAGUUGUGGAGGAGGAAGAGGUGUUGAAGGAUCGUGAUGUGGUGCCGCGUCCACCACCAGCACCCGAGAACCUGAAGGAACGGCCACCGGUUGUGACGGUGAUGGGACACGUGGAUCACGGCAAAACGACACUGCUCGACUCGUUACGAGGUGCAUCGGUAGCGGCUGGUGAGGCUGGCGGUAUAACGCAACACAUUGGUGCCUUCACGGUGGAGCUAGACAACGGUGAGAAGGUUACCUUUCUCGAUACACCCGGACAUGCGGCAUUUAGUGCGAUGCGUGCACGUGGCGCCAAUCAGACGGACAUCAUAGUGCUGGUCGUAGCCGCCGAAGAUGGCGUAAUGGAGCAAACGAAAGAAGUGUUACGAUUGGCGAAAGAGCUAUCCGUCCCUGUUAUUGUGGCAAUUAACAAGAUCGAUAAACCGGGCGUCGAUAUCGACCGGGUGAAGAAAGAACUCUCGCAACACGGACUCGCACUUGAAGGUUACGGUGGUGAUACAAUUGCUGUCGGUGUUUCAGCGCUACAUGGAACGAAUCUGGACGAGCUGACAGAGGCUGUAAGUACGCAGGCAACACUGAUGGGCCUGAAGGGAGAGUACACCGGUCCGGUGGAGGGUGUCGUGGUGGAAUCGAAAGUUGAUUCACAUCGUGGAAAACUGUCCACGGCUAUUGUCUCACGCGGUACACUUCGCAAGGGUGCAAUACUGGUCAGUGGGCAAGCGUGGGCUAAGGUGCGCGGUUUGUUCGAUCACGCAGGACAACCCAUUUCGGUGGUCACACCCGGAAUGCCGGUAGAGAUAUUGGGUUGGCGAGAACUGCCCCUAGCCGGGGAUUUAAUACUGGAAGUAGAGUCAGAAAAGAUGGCCAGCUCGGUACUGCGAUGGCGCGCUAAUCAAGCCAUGAAGGAAAAAGCUCUAAGUGAUGCGGAAGCCAUUAACCUUAAGCGGAAGGAACACGAUGAGCAGUAUAAGGCAGAACGUGAGAAGGCCCGUCUGUCUGGAUUUUAUCGCCGCAAACAGCAGGGACCGCGACAGAAGGAGGCAACACCGGACGAUGGGAAGCCACGUAUCAACGUGAUCGUGAAGGGUGAUGUACACGGCUCGGUAGAAGCCAUUCUGGAUGUGUUGGAAACGUACGACGAUAAUGAUCGUUGCCGGUUGGACGUGAUACACUACGCUGUGGGCGAUGUAAACGAGAGCGAUCUCGAGCUGGCCCGAUUGUUUGAUGCGAUCGUUUACGCGUUUGCGGUUAAUGUACCAAAUAAACCACCGCCGGGUGCUACAAUCCGACCGGUUAACAUCAUCUACCGGUUGGUGGAUGAUCUGAAGAAAGAGAUCAAUACCAAACUGCCAAUGGUGGACGUGUCGGAGGAGGUCGGAGAAGCGAACAUACUACAGCUGUUUGACAUAAACGAAGGAAGACGAAAAGUGACCGUGCUUGGAUGUCGUUGUACCAAGGGUUUGCUUAAGAAGUCGCUCAAGUACAAAGUGGUACGCAACGGCGAACUGUUGGUGGAUGAGCUGGGGCUAGAAUCGAUGCGCCAUCUAAAGAACGAAGUGGACAGUAUCAAGAAGGAUGUCGAGUGUGGAUUGCGCUUGGAUAAUCAAACGCUCGAGCUAAAGGCAGGCGACACGAUCGUUUGUUACCAAAUCAAUCGGGUACCGCAACAGACCGAAUGGGAUCCAGGGUUCUAGGUAGAUAGUUGUACAGGGCAGCUACGUUGAACGAGACUAAUCAGAGGGAUUCGAAUAAAAGAAUGAAUAGUUCCAUUACCGUU